Zingiber officinale is the source of this 3719-nucleotide messenger RNA. RefSeq names its product probable RNA-dependent RNA polymerase 2. The record is from RefSeq and is a predicted model, not a curated record. Gene Ontology annotation, molecular function: RNA-directed RNA polymerase activity; RNA binding. Gene Ontology annotation, biological process: siRNA processing. The transcript has 4 exons. The coding region runs from base 156 to 3452 and encodes 1098 amino acids. Gene Ontology annotation, cellular component: nuclear RNA-directed RNA polymerase complex. Lineage: Eukaryota; Viridiplantae; Streptophyta; Magnoliopsida; Zingiberales; Zingiberaceae.
AAUGAGAUUUCGAAAAUACCCUAAAAAAUUGGGUUUUUGUUGCUUGUGGAAAGGUCAAGCUUUCCUUUUUUUAUGAACCUUAAAAUAGUAAAUUCUUUUUUCUUUUUUUUUUGUUUUUAAAUUACCCCAACCCUAAACCUCUCUGAUGACCGGGGAUGGCCGACGUUCGCGCUACCCUCCACGUCUCCAACAUUCCCCACACGGCAGUCGCUGCAGAGCUUUUCGACUACUUCGAUGCUUCCGUGGGUUCCGUCUACGCCUGCAAGAUCGCCACCGCCCGCAGGAACUGGAAGUCCAAGGGUUUCGGCCGCGUCCAGUUCGACACCUUUGCCGCCGCUGAGCGGGCUCGUCUCCUUGAUGACGAAGGCCGCCUGCCCUUAUUCCAACACGCCCGCCUUACCGUCUCCCCUUCCCACAACGACAUUGUUGUUAGGGCCUCUGAGGGCCAGAACCGCCUUGAGGCAGCCGCGCUUCAUGCCGGUGUGCUAGUGGGCGAAGGCCACAUGGAAAUCUUCGAGGCUUGGGAGCAGGUGAGGGUGGAGAUCAUGCCAGAGAGGAAAAAGCUGGAGCUUUUUGUGGACUAUGGCGGUGAGAAAUAUAAGCUCGAGGUUUUGUUUGGAGACAUUCUUGAAUCGAGUAGCUGUUGCUUGGAUGGACGAGAAUCAAUUCUUCUACAGCUCCAAUAUGCACCUAGAUGUUUUGUAAGGAUCCAUGGACUUGAGAAGGAGUCCAACGAUCGUUUCCGAGUUUGCAGAGAGGAUAUCCAGUUUUUAUGGGUCCGGACAACAGAUUUUUCUCCAAAUGGCUCUAUUGGGAAAUCAUUUUAUUACUGUUUGCAACUUUCGGAUGGACUCUCAUGUGCAGAGAUCCUUAGAAAACUGCCCUUCUCUAGGGCACUCGGGGAACUAAUCCUUUCUAAAAGGAAAUCAUCUUCUUCUUCCUCCUUAGUUUCCUUUAAUUGCCUUGGUGAUUGCUCUGUGCCAUAUGAGAUUCUUUACCAGAUAAAUUCUCUAGUCCAUAUGCAGAAAAUAACUUUCAGACAAGUUACCAUUGACCUAUUUGAUAUUCUGAAAGGAUUGCCUUCAGACGUAGCUAUUAAGAUCCUCAUGAAGAUGCACAAGUUGGUUUCAACUUGUUAUGAUCCUGUACAGUUCAUCAAAGAUGAGCUGUCUAGGAUAAAAAGAUCUAGCACUUCUCCAUUCAGCAAGAGUAUUAUAGCACAGAAUAUGAUGAGUUGCUAUAGAGUUCUCGUUACCCCCUCUAGAAUUUACUGUUUGGGUCCAGAACUUGAGAAGUCAAAUUAUGUAGUAAAGCAUUUUUCUGCUCAUGCAUCUGAUUUCCUUAGGGUAACUUUUGUUGAUGAAGAUUGGAGCAAGCUUCCUUCUGAUGCAAUCUCAGCAAAAAUUGACAGUGGUGUGUUUUCUGAACCUUUCAGAACUGCUAUCUAUACUCGUAUACUAUCUAUUCUCAGAGAUGGGCUUCCCAUUUGCUCAAAAAAGUUUGAGUUUUUGGCAUUUUCUGCUAGUCAGCUUCGGUCAAAUUCUGUAUGGAUGUUUGCCUCUAAUGAUAAUUUGACUGCAGAAUCCAUUAGAAAAUGGAUGGGUCAUUUCAAUGGCAUUCGUAGUGUUUCUAAGUGUGCAGCUAGAAUGGGUCAGCUAUUCAGUUCUUCGAUGCAAACAAUGAAUGUCCCACCUCCAGAUGUGAAGAUCAUUCCAGAUGUUGAAAUCACCACUGAAGAUGGGAAGAAAUACUGCUUUUCAGAUGGUAUUGGGAAAAUUUCAUUGCCAUUUGCUAGACAAAUUGCUCAAAAGUGUGGAUUAAGUAAUACGCCUUCAGCGUUUCAAAUUAGAUACGGUGGAUAUAAAGGGGUAAUAGUUAGUGAUAGAAAAUCUUUUUGGAAGCUGUCCUUGAGGCGAAGUAUGCUGAAGUUUGAGUCAGCUAACACAAUGCUUAGUGUCACAAAGUGGAGUGAAUAUCAACCAUGCUUUCUGAAUAGGGAGAUUGUGUGCCUUCUGUCUACACUAGGAGUCAAGGAUGAAAUAUUUGAAUCGAUGCAACAUGACCAAAUGCAGUUGCUAGAUAAAAUGCUUACUGACACGGAAAUUGCCUUAAGGGUACUGGAUACACUGUCUGGACCUGAUAUCAGAACUGCUGUAAAGAUGCUCAUUCAAGGGUAUAAACCGAAUUCAGAACCUUAUCUGUUGAUGAUGCUUAAAGCUCAUCGAGAAUAUCAGUUAUUGGAUAUCAGAAGUAAAUGUCGGAUCUUUGUACCAAAGGGUCGUGUUCUUAUUGGAUGUUUGGAUGAAACAUCUGUGUUAGACUAUGGCCAGGUAUAUAUCAAGGUAACUAUGACAAAGGAAGAGCUUCAAAAGGAGAAUACAAAUUUUAUAAAAAAUGCUGACCAAAUAACUGCAACAAUAGUUGGCAAGGUUCUAGUUACAAAAAAUCCAUGUCUUCAUCCUGGUGAUAUUCGAGUCCUACAGGCCGUUUAUGAUCCUCUGAUAGAUUAUUUGGGAUUAGUUGACUGCCUUAUUUUCCCUCAGAAAGGUAAAAGGCCCCAUCCAAAUGAAUGUUCAGGUGGAGAUCUGGAUGGUGACCUCUACUUUGUUUGUUGGGAUGAAAACCUAAUACCUCCUGAGACUGAUGCACCCAUGGAUUACACCCCCACGAGGCCUCGUAUAAUGGACCAUGAUGUGAAACUAGAGGAAAUUCAGAAGUAUUUUGUCAAUUACAUGAUCAAUGAUAAUCUCGGCGCUAUAUCGACCACUCAUCUGGUUUAUGCAGAUAGCGAACCGAGCAAAGCAAGGUGUUCCAAGUGCCUCGAACUAGCAAAUCUUCACUCCAUGGCAGUCGACUUUGCAAAAACUGGAGCUCCUGCAGAAAUGCCAAGAGCACUACGACCCAAAAUAUUCCCAGACUUCAUGGAAAGAUUCGAGAAACCCAUGUUCAAUUCCCCUGGAGUCAUUGGGAAGCUAUAUCGAGCAGCAUCAAGUUAUCAUGAGGAUUUAAAUUCUGAAACCAUCACUUCUCAAUGUGUUUACGACUAUGAUCUACUAGUUGAAGGUUUUGAGGCAUUCCUUGGUGCUGCAGAAGAAUAUUACAGCCGGUACGCCGAGAAACUGGGCUCACUGAUGAAUUACUAUGGAGCAGAACAUGAAGAUGAGAUCCUGACUGGCAACUUGCGCAAUAAGUCUGCGUACUUACAAAAGGAUCGGAAGAGAUACGGAGAAAUGAAGGACCGGAUGUUGAUUGGGGUCAAAAACUUGAAGGAAGAGGUCGACGGUUGGUUCAAGUGCAGCUGCCCGGAAAAAGACUUAUUCAAGAUGGCAUCGGCAUGGUAUCAAGUGACCUACCAUCCGGACUAUCGUCCGGAAACUCGAUUCCUUAGCUUCCCUUGGAUAGUAAGUGAUGUUUUGCUGAGGAUAAAGGCGGCAAGGGCUAGGAAGAGUUGAAUGUCAUGGCAAGUGUGUGUUCAUAUGUAUUUCUUGUGCAUUAUCUAAACAGUUACAUUGUCUUACUCUGGUCCACCUAAGUAUAAUGUUGAGUUUGUAUGAUAAAGAUGGGUGUUUUCUAUUGGUGCAGUGGAGGUGGACAAGAAGGGAGUGAAUUGUCGAAAAAAAAGAAACUAUUAAGUGUGUAUGAUAGAGAUGGUGUUUUCUACAGUCAAGUGGAGUGUUAUUCCACUUAUUAGAAACUGCCUCAAUUUAAUUAACAGAAAA